ACCGACCAAGCCGGCGCCCCCAGCUCGCCAUCACCCAGGACCGAGACGGUCCCGUCGGACAGCGAGCGCCCGACUGCCGUCGCUGCCGCGGACUCAGCCCCUCCUGAUGUUGUGGACGUCACGGGCGCGGACGAACCAUGGGCGAGGGCGCCUGCAAGGCGCACGUCCGACCCCGCCCCGCUCCGCACGAGCAAGCGGGCGACGUCGAAGGUAGUCUCCGGUGAAGCCCUCACGGAAGCUCGCAAGGGCAAAAAGAAGCUGGCCGCGACGACCUCGAAAUGUGCGGUGCCGACGCCGAGAUCCGACAGCGGCUUCGACCUGAGCUCCUUCAUGGCCUCCUUCUCGCCCGGCACUGCGCUCGAGGCGACUGUUGCGCCCGUCGAUGGGAGCACCGCCGUCGCGACGACCCCCAACGAAGCCUCGGUGGCGACCGACGACAUCGCCCCUCAGGACGGCGUUGCUGUUCGUGCGCAAUUGCAAGAGCUGCAAGAUGAGGUGGAACGUCUGUGUGCGCUGGUGGCCGGGCAAGGGCUUGCUCAGCUCCCUGUCGCCGUCACGUCACGCCUGCAUGCAGACCCCUCGGCUCCCACGGCUCCUAACAACAAGGGGGAGAUGCCGCCGGCGGAGUUGCGGUACCUGACGACAUCAAGCUUCCCCGAAGGUGCGAAGAAGGCGAAGGGCGACUACAACCCACCGCAAGCUCAUCUUCUGGCGGCGAGCCGGAUGUUCCGC
Molecule: messenger RNA, 732 nt
Organism: Phytophthora sojae
Lineage: Eukaryota; Oomycota; Peronosporomycetes; Peronosporales; Peronosporaceae
Exons: 2
Source: RefSeq, a predicted model, not a curated record